UAAAACAUUUAUCGACAACAAUUAUUUGACAAUUUAAUUUAUGCAUGCCAUUGUUCUCUUUAAUUAAAUUAAUCCUCUUCAAGGUAAGGAGAAGUAGAUGAAAGAACAACUUUCUAAUGCAUUCUCAUUCGGAGUUUCAAUCACCCCCGGCCACGGUCAAUCUUAACUAUUUGAGCUAACUUUUGAAAGAAAAAAAUAAAAUAAAAACAGCAAUGUUGAUGAUAAACUUAUGGACCAUGCACCAGCUACCAAAAACAGCAAUGUUGACGAUAAACUUAUGGACCACCAGCUACCAGCUAGGACUAUGGGCGGGCCAAUGAUCUAGCUGACAACGAAGCCAAUCAUACCGGAUCAAUAUUUGGAUCGAAGAAAAGAAAAGGUCGAAUUUAAAUUUUGAUUGGACAGAUUCGAAUUAAAUGAACCAAACUUACUCUUGGUUCGGUUCAAGACCUUUAUUCCCUUUGUUUUUGGUCCGAACCUAUCUCAAUUCGAUCCGGUUUUGGACCACAUCGACCAAUGCCAUACCUACCUCUAGCUAGGACUGGUAGGAGGAGCUUUUUUUUUUUUUUUACAACAAACAUCAUUCAUUUCAUUCCAAACCCAAACAAGUGGGAAGAAUUACAAUUACAAUAAUGGAGCAACAAGGUCAGCAAUGACAGGAGGAACCUGUGACAUCGCAAAUCAAGAGUUCCUGUUCAUGGCGAGGAGAAAGAUCAUUAGUGCUUUAUUUUGUAGGUUACGAAGCUCAUUCCGAUAAGGAAUUAAUGUACAAGCUGAAAUUUGUUGCUCAAUUCCAAAUUUCAUACUAUGAGAACGAAAGUAAAAAACAAUAAAAUAUUAAUAAUUAAUCUUGAGCAUAUGUGUCUUUCAUAUUUUUCAUAAUUAGAUAAGUGUUGGUUGAAUCGAGCGCGGGAUUCUUGUCGUAACUCCUGUAAAAACUAAAUUGACUUUCGGGAACCAAGGGUUAGGGUUUUUUGAUUUUUUGCUUCGAGCUAUCUCAAGCUAUCUCCCUGACUUUGAUACUACUAACCCUCAAGCUAUCUGCCUGACAACUCUCUCUUUUUCUAUUCAAUAACAAGUACUCUCUGUAACUCAAUUGAAUGGUUAUCGAAAAAGAUAGAUGUUCACCCCGCUAUUCUACCCUUUUUAUGUUAUUGUUUUGUUGACCGUUGAGCGAUCAAAGCUCUUGAUUGCCGCGUCUGAUCUUCAUAUCCAGACUCCCCCCUUUUUUUUUUAUUCUUGCUGCUUAUUCUUCUUUCCAUAUUUUCUCGGUGCCAUUGAUGAAGCUUCCUCCAACAAUAAGAUGAUGAGAUAUUUGGAUCAAACCUUCAUUUAUCGAGUAGUGUCGUUACAGAUCAUCAAAUUGUUUCGAAUGAAAAUACGAGACGAUAAAUGAGUUGAUCGAGUCGGCUCAAAUCAUGUUGGGUAGUAGUUCGUAUAUUGAAUGAUGGUGGGUGCCCUCGUAACUUGGCCCAUAGGGACGAUAUAGUUAAAGCCUCUGUGCCUUGUUUUUGGAUACUGGACCACUCGCGUACACCAGGUCCUUUUCUGGUUAUUUAUAAUUUCACCAACUCUAUGGUUGGUUUUUUUUUCCAUUUUAGUUAAGGAGGCGAUAGGCUAUGAAAUCUGCAGAAGAUGUCAUCUUAAGAAGAUGUGGUAAUGAGAGAGACUAUUCAUGGCAUGAGGAGGGUGGUUGUUUGUACGUAAUGUCGGGGAUGCAUGUCUUAGAUAAGUUUUGAACAUGAGUUGUGUUGGAUGUGUCAAAAAUCCUAAUCCACAAUUCUACUAUCUCUACACAAUUCCAUAAGUCUCAAGACUACAAGCUCUACAUCCAUCUGCCAACUACCACCUACAUCAAUAACUAUACUAAAAUAAUUGAAAUAAUCUGCAACCAUACUCUAAACCUACCCAUCAUCUAAAUAUCAGGAUAUUAUGUCUUGUAAGUGGCGGUUGCCACUAGUAUAAACAGAAGCCUUUGUUAGGCUUGAAAGAAGUAGAGAGAGCCGGAGAGCAUAAGCUCCUCUUAAAGGGUUAAGACAAUAAACUUGCAUGAUCCAAAUGUGAAAGAAAAUGUACGUUGAGUGUUAGCGAACUAACCGUUUGGUCUCAAUAACUCGAGUUGUUGAGAAAGGGAUAAUUAAAUUUUUUAACCUAUUAUAUUGAAUGUUUGUGAGAGUGGAAGCAGAACAAUAGAAUAAGAGUCACAGUUCUUAUUAAUGCAAACCCUUAACUAUUAUGAAGGCGGUUCACAACGUAUAACAAAACAAAUUGCAGUAACGAAGGCGUUCUGGUUCACCUGGCUUUGUCUUUGUUCUUUUGAGCUCACACGUUUUAUAUAUGAGCUUCUUGACUCUCAUGUACAAUUUCCUUUAUUUUUUUAUUAUUAUAUUCAAUCCCCUUCAUCAAAAACUUGCAGGAAGAAGCGAGCAGUGGACUCGAUGAAGAACAUAAAAAAGAAUUAUAGGGUUUUGAAGAGUUUAAGAUCAUAGUUUUGAUAUCAUAUUAGGUGACCAGCCAUGAUUUCAUCGAUUUUGAACAAGGGUAUAUUUAUACCCAAGGAAUUACAUAGAAGACUAGCUAGAUACAAAAGUGCAAAGGAAUUUAAGGACUUGUUUGUCCGUACUACUUUCCAUACAUGGGUUUAGGGAUGACAAUACGGUCCGGUCCGGUUAAAUUGGAACAAAAUUGAUCUGGUCUCAGUCCGGUCUUUUCGCGAAUAUAAGAACAAAAAAUUGGAUUGGAUACAAUCCGGUCUUGAUCCGGUCUUAACCCGGUCCGGUCCCAAUUUGAUCUUGAUUUUAGGUGUUAGGAGUCUCUUAUCCGGUCUUUAUCCAGGUUUUUUUACCUCAAAUCCAAGCCCGAAUAUGAGAUUGGAUUGUUUGCUAUCCGGUCCCAGUCCGGUCCCGAUCCAGGUUAUACGGUCCGGUUUCGGAUAAAACCAAACAAUCCGGACCAAAUAGCCGGUCCUAUGAAAGAGUUUGGUCUACAUUUCACGCAUGAUCGUCUAAGACCAGCCUUUCUUGGCGACCAUUAUAGUUAAUGUCGUCUCGUCGGUCGUGGACUUGUGCAAGUUCACCGUCCAUACGGUGCCAGCACUACUCAUGGUCCUUUUCGAGCAAAGAAAGAGUGAAGAAGAAGAAGAAGGAGUGCGUUCUCCCAAAAAUGGAGGUUGGAGGUUCUCUUCCCGUUCCCAAUGUUCAACAGCUUGCUUCGAGCUCCGAGGGCGUGCCCGUUAGGUACAUACGUCCUGAACUCGAGCUCGAACGAGUUUCUAAUGACGAGUAUGAUCGAAUUCCACUGAUCGAUAUGAGCAAGCUGAAUGAUAAUGUUCGUGAUGAUGGCGAUGAUGAGGCCGCUAAACUACAUUCGGCUUGUAAGGAUUGGGGAUUCUUCCAGGUGAUCAAUCAUGGGGUUGCCGAAGAGGUGAUCCUGAAAAUGAAGGCGGAUAUUCAAGAGUUUUUCAGCCAACCAUUGGAAGAGAAAAUGGAAUAUGCACAACUGCCAAAUGGGAUUGAAGGAUACGGCCAAGCGUUCGUUGUGUCGGAAGAGCAGAAACUUGAUUGGGGUGAUAUGUUAUACAUCAAUGCACAACCUAUUAAUCGAAGAAACAUGAGGUUGUGGCCAUCUUCGUUGAGGGCAUCUCUUGACCAGUAUUCAAUAGAACUGGAAAAAGUAGCUAGAAGCUUGAUGACUUCCAUGGCUAAGAACCUUGGAGUGGAGCCCGAAAAGCUGCUCGAUUUGUUCAAAGAAGGUGUGCAAACGGUGAGAAUGAACUACUAUCCGCCAUGUGAGCAAGCUAGCAAGGUCAUAGGUAUUGCCCCACAUUCCGACGGCAGUGGAUUGACUCUUUUGAACCAAGUGAAUGAAGUACAAGGUUUGCAAAUCAAGAAGGAUGGAAAGUGGGUUCCCGUUGAUCCCAUUCCAGGUGCAUUCAUUGUUAAUGUCGGCGAUAUUAUUGAGAUUAUGAGCAAUGGAGUAUACAAGAGCAUAGAGCACAGAGCAUUAGUGAACCAUAAAAAGGAGAGACUGUCAAUCGCAGCGUUUCACGAUCCAAACGUAGACGCUAUGAUUGGGCCAUUGCCAAACCUUCACACCCUAGAUCAAGAGAAACAAGCACCAAAUUAUAAAUCCAUAUCGCACCAAGAUUUUAAGAAGCUUGGGAGGAAGAUGAAACUCGACGGCAAAAACAAAGGCUUGAUUCAAUAUCUGAAAAUACAAACAGAAAAAGAGCAAUGAAUUCCAAGCCCCUCCAAGGUCAAAAGUAGCCGAAAAGUUCAGACCUAAUAAUCAUGCUAAUGGUAUGUUUUUCUUAUGAAUAAUCAUGCUAAAGGAAUGUUAGUUGUUAAGAAGAAGUGAAAUUGCAGCAGCUGAAGAAGUCCUUAUCCUACUUGGAAAAGGAUCGAAAGUGACGCCAAGUUCAUAAGUAUCAGUGUCAAUAAAAGGAACAAUGACAUUUUCGUUCACUGUUUGUUGAGUCUCUCAUUUGAUUUAUUGUUAGUUGAGUCUCUCAUUUCAUUUCUAAUAAAACUUGUCAGAUUGCAAGUCUAUUGAGCCUUUAUUGUUGUAUUAGAGUUCAAGCAAGCUAUAACCAAGCUAUCAAGUAGGCUUUCUAAGAUUCGAUGGUGAUUAUUAUCAUUGGAUUCUAUAGAUGGAGAAUCUGCUUUGCUCAAAAGAGUACUUGCCGGAGUGUGGUACAAACCAUAUUCAAAGAAACAAAUGCCGAUGCAACCCUGUCUGAAGUUGAAAGCCAAGAACUAUCUCUUCAAUUCCAUUGCUUUUAGGAUUGGGGGAAUGGCGAUUCUUCUGCGGAUUCUUCUGCGGAUUGGGGGAAUGGCGAGGGCGGCGAGAGAAGCCAUUGCUUUUAGGAUUGAAGAUUGUUCCGACUGAUUCAAUAUCGGCGAUUGAGUUGAGUGGAUAAUUUUUUAAGUUAAGAAUUAUGGAUAUAUAGGUACUGAUGAUGAUAGCCCAUAAAAAAAGAUAUAUAGGUACAGAUAUGGAAGGGAAGGGUCCGCAGUCGUUUUUUCCUCUCUACUUUUUGGAGUCUCUUUCCGUCUUCUCACUGUCUUUAUGUGGUGACGUUUCAUCUUCCCAAGUGUUUGGAGCGUAUUUCUUGAUUUCAAAUUUAUCUCCCUCGGAUCAUCUUCAUCUUCUCACAUGCAUGUACAAAAUCACAGGAAUAUGACACAUAAUAAACCACCCUAAUAUAUAGAAUGUGAGAUUUUGCCUCCAUGAAAUUAAACUAUUUGCAUAGUGUUUAUAUUAGUAAUAAAAUUAAAAUCAAUUAGAAAAUUGACCAUCACAUAAAACCACGUUGGACAUGUUGCUCGGUAAAUCCUAGUCACUCUCACGAGCUUGGAGUUGAAAAUCUCACACCCGUAAAAUGUGUCAGUUUCAUAGCAUUGAUUGUUUACAAAUUGAAACAACCUUACAUAACUUAAGUAGGAACAAAGCUAGCAGUACAUCAUAUCAGAUACCCUGUAACAAAAGUAAAAAGCAGCCAAAGCAUUACAUCUGUCUAAUUCAACAACCAUCCAUAACACGGUCAGAUCUUUCUAAUUAAUGCUUAAGUUUAGCUGUCUGUAGUCCACACCGAUGCAUCAUCAUAUUCUGAUUGAAAAAUACACAAGCACAAACAAAAAUGCACGUUGGCAUUAGAGGCUGCUGGUUCCUUGGUUUCUCGUUUAGCUCGACCCAUUCCUACCAACACCAACUCAGUUCAUUUAGUCUUUAUUAAAUGAGAGGCAAAAGAGAAAGACCAGCAACAUGAUUUUUGGGGAAAUUUGAUGUCCAACGUAUAUGCUAUCAUUUUUAGCUAAGAUCACUAAUUUUGAAGAAGGCGAAUAACUAAUUUUUAACUCGCUGUCGCCCUAUUUCAGAAGCGGGUUCAGCGUUCUCAACCCCUUAACUAUUGAUGAAGAGACCCACCUCGGAAGAUCAGAUACCAGUCUAUGCAAUCGAUGAGCUCAAUCCACUAUUCCACAAAACACAAUCACCGAAGAGAUGCAAAACCCUAUUUCUUCCAUUACCCGACAUUGCACUCGCCGUCGAAAGGUUUCAGAAUCCGACUCGCCCUCGUACUGUUUCAAAAUUUGUCUUGCCGUCACCCCCUGCUCGCAGCCUUCAUUAUCGUCGAGGAGAUUUUUUUUAUUGAAGUCACUGAAAAGAAUCGGAAGUUGGAACGGAGAAGUCGACUGAAGCUGGUUUU
Molecule: messenger RNA, 6205 nt
Organism: Linum trigynum
Lineage: Eukaryota; Viridiplantae; Streptophyta; Magnoliopsida; Malpighiales; Linaceae
Source: the annotation of a GenBank genome assembly